Messenger RNA from Linnemannia hyalina, 1812 nucleotides. The record is from the annotation of a GenBank genome assembly. NCBI's taxonomy places the organism in Eukaryota, Fungi, Mortierellomycota, Mortierellomycetes, Mortierellales, Mortierellaceae.
AUGUUAUAUGCCAAGAAAGAACCCAAUGGCGAUAAGAAGGAACCAGAGGAAUGGGGAGAGUUCCUGCACCAGCCCGGCGUCAAGUACACCGACUUUAACCUGAUCCGCGAGGAGAUCGUGCGCGAUACCGAGUUAAAGACUGGAAAGAACGCAGGAAUUUCGCCCUUACCCAUCAACCUCCGUAUCUACUCCCCGAACGUUCUUACCCUGACACUCGUCGACUUGCCUGGAUUGACUAAGCUGCCUGUUGGAGACCAGCCAAAGGAUAUUGAGAGGCAAAUCAAGGAUAUGAUUGUCAAGUAUAUUACCAAGCCAAACGCAAUCAUUCUGGCUGUCACUGGCGCUAACACAGAUCUCGCCAACUCGGAUGGACUCAAACUUGCAAGAGAAGUCGACCCUGAAGGAGCCAGAACAAUCGGUGUCCUGACCAAGGUCGACUUGAUGGAUGCUGGCACUGAUGUGGUCGAUAUUUUGGCUGGCCGCAUCAUUCCUCUUCGUCUUGGCUACGUCCCUGUGGUCAACCGUGGACAGCGCGAUAUUGACACUAAGAAAUCCAUUACUCGUUCGCUGGAGGGCGAGAGAUCGUACUUUGAGAACCACUCAGCAUACAAGAGCAAAGCACAGUACUGUGGUACUCCUUAUCUCUCUCGCAGGCUAAACAUGAUUCUGAUGCACCAUAUUCGGAACACGUUACCCGAGAUUAAGGCCAAGAUCCAGGCUGCAUUGGUAAAGUACCAGGUCGAGUUAUCAGGAUUGGGCGAUAUGCUGGGUGAGGGUAGCGCUGGUCAAGCAAACAUUGUUUUGAACAUCAUCACCGAGUUUUGCAACGAGUUCAGGACGAUAAUUGACGGAAACUCGACCGACCUGACGUCGUUUGAGUUGUCUGGAGGUGCGCGUAUCAGCUUUGUCUUCCACGAGCUCUUCGCCAACGGAGUCAAGUCUUUGGACCCCUUUGAUCAGGUCAAGGAUGUCGACAUUCGCACGAUUCUCUACAACUCGUCUGGAUCAUCUCCCGCCCUGUUUGUUGGGACGACGGCAUUCGAGGUCAUUAUCAAGCAGCAGAUCAAGCGUCUGGAGGAUCCCAGUUUGAGAUGUGUCAACAUUGUGUUUGAAGAGUUGGUCCGUAUCUUGACUCAGCUGCUGUCCAAGCAGCUCUUCAAGCGCUUCCCCGACUUGAAGGACCGCUUCUACCAAGUCGUGCUCAACUUUUUCCGCAAGCAGCUCAACCCUACCAACAAGCUUGUCCAGGACUUGAUCGCCAUGGAGUCCUGCUAUAUCAACACUGGUCACCCUGACUUUUUGAACGGACACAGGGCCAUGGCUGUGAUCAACGACAGGGUGAACCAGGCCAAGAACCCCCAGCCUGUCGACCCCAAGAACCGCAAUGUGGCCAAUUUGCCUCCCAGUCUCGAGCCCGAGCCAACAAACAAUGGCUUCUUUGGCAGUUUCUUUGCUGGCAAAAAGAAGCGCUCUGGUGUCAUGGAACCCCCACCAGCUGUUCUGAAGGCCUCUGGCAACCUGUCCGAGCGCGAGCAGAUCGAGACUGAGGUCAUUAAGCUGUUGAUUUCGUCGUACUUCAACAUUGUGAAGCGCACGGUGGUUGACACGGUCCCCAAGGCGAUUGUGCUGAACCUGGUGAAUGCGGCCAAAGAGGAGUUGCAGCGGGAAUUGCUUCAGGAGUUGUACAAGACGGAGGUUCUGGAUGAGCUGUUGAAGGAGAGCGAGUUUACACAGAACCGUCGUAAGGAGUGCAAGAGGAUGAUUGAGGCGCUGCAGAAGGCUGACGAGAUUGUUGGCUCUGUGUCUGGAUAA